This is a messenger RNA of Gastrolobium bilobum, 1143 nucleotides long. RefSeq names its product F-box/LRR-repeat protein At3g58900-like. The record is from RefSeq and is a predicted model, not a curated record. Gene Ontology annotation, molecular function: protein binding. Bases 1 to 1143 code for a protein of 380 amino acids. NCBI's taxonomy places the organism in Eukaryota, Viridiplantae, Streptophyta, Magnoliopsida, Fabales, Fabaceae. The transcript has 2 exons.
AUGGCCUCAUCGAGUUCAUCAACAGUUGAAUUGGAACACCAAAAAACUCGAAUGGCCAUCACGGCAGAGUCACAAGCAAUUGACAGAAUCAGCAAUCUCCCAGAGCCAUUGUUGGGUCACAUACUCUCAUUCCUCACAACCAAAGAAGCAGCAGCCACAAGCACCUUGUCAACAAAAUGGAGACCACUAUGGACCUCAGUCCCAUUCAUUGACCUAUAUGAAAAAAAGUCCCAUUUCAAACCGAACCCCCGUCCUCGUUGCUUGUUCUUUUCGCGUAAACCAAAUCCCCACACCAAGUUUUCCACUAUUGUAAAUCGAGUCUUCGAUCAACGCACCACCCAACUCCUUCUCUUGAGUCUCCAACAAGGCAGUUGCAAUUCUAACCAUGUCAAGGCUUGGAUAUCAUUCGCCAUUGCUGGUAACGUUGAGGAGAUUGAACUCUUCUUUUCAAUGGAUGACAACAUCGCACUCCCUAUUACCCUUUUCACUUGCAAAACACUCGUGGUUUUAAAGCUCCAUGGCUGCAUCAGCAUUAUCAAUGUCCCUUCCUCUGUUCACCUUCCCUUGCUUAAGAUUGCCGACAUCAUGAUGGGUGCUUGCUUCGCAUGUGUUUCCCAUAUCACCACUUUCCUUUCUGGCUGUCCCCUUCUUGAAGAGUUUUCAGUGAACUUGAGGAAUCUGAUGCCCUCUGGCUCCGUCAAAAUCUCCAAUCCUUUGUUGAAGAAGCUCUGCAUUAAAGGCAGAUUUUGCAUUUGUGAUGUUACCAAGCUCGAAAUCGAUACCCCUUUUCUCCUAUUCCUUUAUAUUGAUGCUAAUUCAAUCCUAGAUUAUUCGGUGGAGAAUGUUGGAAAUUUGGUCGAAGCAAGGCUUGGUGUUUCUGUGGAAAAUGGACCUGUGGAUCCUGUAUUGAAUAUUUUCAUAGGAAUUCGUGAAAUUAGGUUUAUGUCUUUGUCUUAUGAUGAAAUAUGGGACUUUGAUAAAAGUUGUAAUCUAGAUCUGCCCGAAUUUUGCUAUUUGGUUCGCUUGGAGCUAAGUCAUUAUUAUUGCUAUAAAUCGGAGUCGCUGGUAAAGUUGCUUCAAAAGUGCCCCAAGCUUGAAGUUCUUAUCAUUCACAAGGUUUGUUCAAUCAAUUCGAAGGUUUGA